UGGCCGUACUCGAAGCUUACCUUUGAACUGUCCUCGCCGGUUCCCGGCCUUGACUUGUGACUCCAGACGCUUGGGGACUCAUCUGACCCAGCUGGCCUAACCAUGUUCCCGGUGAAGGUAAAAGUGGAGAAAUCAGAACUGGAGAUGGCCAAGGCCCGGAACCAACUGGAUGCUGUUCUGCAGUGUCUGCUGGAGAAGAGCCACAUGGACAGGGAACGUCUAGAUGAGGAGGCUGGGAAGACACCCUCGGACACCCACAAUAAGGACUGCUCCAUUGCAGCCACUGGCAAACGGCCAUCUGCCCGCUUUCCCCACCAGCGGAGGAAGAAGAGGAGGGAGAUGGAUGAUGGGCUGGCCGAGGGAGGACCUCAGCGAUCCAACACAUACGUGAUUAAGCUAUUUGACCGGAGCGUGGACUUGGCCCAGUUCAGCGAGAACACACCACUCUACCCCAUCUGCCGUGCCUGGAUGCGCAACAGCCCCUCAGCACGAGAGCGUGAACGUUCACCCACCUCGCCACUGCCCCCACUACCGGAGGAUGAGGAGGGGUCAGAGGUUACCAACAGCAAGAAUCGGGAUGUGUACAAGCUGCCUCCACCCACGGCCCCGGGGCCACCCGGAGAUGCCUGCAAAUCCCGCAUUCCGUCCCCGCUGCAGCCGGAGACCCAGGGAACCCCAGAUGAUGAGCCCUCCGAGCCCGAGCCCUCACCGUCCACACUCAUCUACCGCAACAUGCAGCGCUGGAAACGCAUUCGCCAGAGCUGGAAGGAAGCAUCUCAUCAGAACCAGCUCCGCUACUCAGAAAGCAUGAAGAUCCUACGGGAGAUGUAUGAUCGACAGUGACGUUCGUCUCCCCGCCCCAAUAAA
Orycteropus afer afer is the source of this 867-nucleotide messenger RNA. RefSeq names its product lin-37 DREAM MuvB core complex component (gene LIN37). The record is from RefSeq and is a predicted model, not a curated record. Gene Ontology annotation, biological process: negative regulation of transcription by RNA polymerase II. Gene Ontology annotation, cellular component: Myb complex; transcription repressor complex. Lineage: Eukaryota; Metazoa; Chordata; Mammalia; Tubulidentata; Orycteropodidae.